Phragmites australis (common reed) is the source of this 980-nucleotide messenger RNA. Its product is annotated as NAD(P)H dehydrogenase (quinone) FQR1-like. Gene Ontology annotation, molecular function: NAD(P)H dehydrogenase (quinone) activity; FMN binding. NCBI's taxonomy places the organism in Eukaryota, Viridiplantae, Streptophyta, Magnoliopsida, Poales, Poaceae. The record is from RefSeq and is a predicted model, not a curated record. Bases 137 to 748 code for a protein of 203 amino acids. The transcript has 4 exons.
UUUCCUUGCGUAUAAAUACAGUCUCCACUGCCCCCAAGCUGGCACCACCACCCAAGGCAGGAGCGCCGAUUCACUCCGCACAGCCCUCCUCCCCCUGCCCCGGUUGCCAGAUCCAAGGAGCUCCGGAACCUCUCCAAUGGCGGUCAAGGUCUACGUCGUGUACUAUUCCACUUAUGGACACGUUGGUAAACUAGCUGAAGAGAUCAAGAAAGGUGCUUCAUCUGUUGAAGGUGUCGAGGCUAAAAUAUGGCAGGUCCCUGAAACUCUCCCUGAGGAAGUACUUGGAAAGAUGGGCGCACCUCCUAAGCCCGAUGUUCCAAUCAUCACACCAGAAGAACUUGCUGAGGCAGACGGAAUCCUCUUUGGGUUCCCAACAAGGUUUGGCAUGAUGGCAGCGCAAAUGAAGGCAUUCUUCGAUGCAACUGGUGGCCUCUGGAGGGAGCAGAGCCUUGCAGGCAAACCCGCUGGCAUCUUCUUCAGCACCGGAACUCAGGGUGGCGGGCAAGAGACUACACCGCUGACAGCAAUAACCCAAUUGACUCAUCACGGCAUGGUGUUUGUGCCGGUGGGAUACACCUUCGGUGCUAAGCUUUUUGGCAUGGACCAAGUCCAGGGUGGCAGCCCCUACGGUGCCGGCACAUUCGCCGCCGACGGCUCGAGGUGGCCCAGUGAGAUGGAGCUGGAGCACGCCUUCCACCAGGGGAAGUACUUCGCAGGCAUCGCAAAGAAGCUCAAAGGGUCUGCCUGAUCUCCGCCUUUGGCACACAUAUCGUAAAACAGUUACAGCUUUACCAUACCGUCAAUAGCUGUGUUCUGUUCUCUCGUGGUGUCUCGAUGCUAUCUGGCUAUGUGGAACUUCCCUAGCCGUAUGAUACGAUUUUCGUGCUAUGGUGAAUUGGUUGUAAUCUGUAAUUGGAACAUUGUGUUUCUCGUCCCAUAAAUAUUGAUCGCUCAAGUAAACGACAUCCUGGUCGUUCUGC